Molecule: messenger RNA, 407 nt
Organism: Cicer arietinum (chickpea)
Lineage: Eukaryota; Viridiplantae; Streptophyta; Magnoliopsida; Fabales; Fabaceae
Product: DNA-directed RNA polymerases II, IV and V subunit 12
Biological process (GO): DNA-templated transcription
Cellular component (GO): RNA polymerase III complex; RNA polymerase II, core complex; RNA polymerase I complex
Molecular function (GO): zinc ion binding; DNA binding
Source: RefSeq, a predicted model, not a curated record
UCAUGGAUCCUCAGCCCGAGCCUGUCAGUUAUCUUUGUGGAGAUUGUGGAGUGGAGAAUACCAUAAAGUCUGGAGAUGUUAUUCGGUGCCGUGACUGUGGUUAUCGUAUCCUUUACAAGAAACGUACACGCCGCAUUGUCCAGUAUGAAGCACGUUAAGAACAUUGUGAGGACUCUUGCAAAUAAUUGUAUUGAAAUGUUGAAAUAUACUUGUAAGAAUUGCUCUAGCACAUGGACCUGUAAUGUAAAAAUUGAAAGAACUAUUUUCAUUACUGCAAUUUUCUGAUUUCUUCCACUAUGCAGUUCCAUUUUAGUGAUAUGUUGAGGGCCAAGUUUGUUUCUGGCGGCUAUGUAUGCUAGAACUGGAGUGUUGGUCCUUUGUUAAUAAGAAUUAUCCCUUUGAUUUAA